AUAUCGUAUCAAAAACAGUAAAAAAAGAAAACAGAAACGAACCGCUGCAGCUUGGUGUAUGAGAAGCCACCUUUCAUUUCAUCGCUACUGCAGCCUCCGGCGGCAGCGACUGUGAAACAAACUCUAUGUUGCUUCAUUUACAAACUCUAUGUUGAUCCUCCUUUACAGGGAAUUUUGAAUCUCUGAAUAUAUUGAUUGUGACUCGAGGAGAGGAGCAAUUGUAACACACAGUCAUCCAAGUUAAUUUAUCCAAUGAACGAACUUUUGAAGAAUCCAAUAUUUGCUACUCAUGCAGUUGUUGCUGCAGGAUCUGCUACAUUAGCCACGGCUAUCACUUACCCUCUCGAUAGCCUUAAGGUCCUUGUGCAGGUGGGUUCAGGUGUCAGUAAACAACUCACUGCUGCUGACGUCCUUAAUAGGAUUAAAACUUUGUCUGGGACUUCAGGCUUGUAUAGUGGUGUGGGGUGGUUGACGCUUGGAAGAUCAUUGGGUUUGGGAGCUCGCUUUGGUGUUUAUGAAAUAUUGACAGCAUUCUACAAAGAUGGUCGAGAAGGCAAUUAUGUCCAUAUCUCUGAGGCUCUGUUGGCCGGAAUUGCUUCUGGAGCAGUGGAAUCACUAAUAAGUUCUCCAUUUGAACUUGUUAAACUCCGUGCUCAGGUUACUUCUGCUUCCCGAAUUCCCAGUUCCAUGUCAGUUGUUGAAAAGACUGCUGUUUCGCCUUUAAUGUCAAAGUUACUACCAGGAUAUUCCCCGGAUAUUAGGGGAUUAAACAACACAGUUGGUCUUUUGACCACUCUUCCCACCAAACAUCCCAAUUUGGUCACUGCCUUAAAAGAUUAUCCAUGGAUGAUGACAGGGUCUGGGAGACCCCCAUCUAUCUCUGAUGUUAAGAGGCCACUAGACAUCAUCUCUUUGGAAGGAUGGGGUGCUCUCUGGAGAGGUAUGAGAUCUGGACUUGCUCGGGAUUGUGUGUUUGGUGGUAUAUUCUUUUCGGCGUGGCAAUUCCUGCAUCAAGCAAUGCUUGAAUGGAAAGCAGUUGGGAUGAAUCCCCCACCUAGAUCUGCUGAAGAAAUUGGCCCAUUGUCUCCUUUAGCUGUUAGUCUUGCGGCUGGAUUCUCUGGUUCAGUUGCUGCUGCUGCUUCUCAUGGUUUUGAUACUGCCAAAUCUCGUUCGCAAUGCAUUGUGCUGCCUAAGUUUGUAUCCAUGGAGAGGAGGUUUCUUAAAUGGCAACUACCUGGGAAGAGAUUUGAGAGAUGGACCGGGAUCCACCCUGCGGAUAGGAAUAUCUUAUUUCGUGGCUUGGGAUUGAGGAUGGCACGCAGUGGACUCGCAUCCUUUGUGGUUGUAGGUGGGUAUCUUUUUGCAAUCAAUCAGCUGCUCCCUAAGUGAAGGUAACAAAAUAACGGAGGAAGUGAGGACUAACCAAUGGAUGGAAUGAUGAGCCGUGUUAUCAAGCGCACAAAAUUUUCUCUAAGCGGCUGUCAAAGAAGCGUCUUUUUCUCUAGGAACAAGAAGCUUGGAGACGACUAUUCACACAUUAAUGUUGGUUAUACGUUUGGUGUCUGCAUUUCUGGAGGCUCUGUAUUCGUCUUCGUACAUUCAUUCUAUUGACCAAAUGGCCUUGUUUUUGGCUUCAAUAUUCAGUCAUUUUGUACACAAUUUGGCUGUUGAAGAUGUUAGUAAAUAGCAAUAAACAGAAGUGUUGCUUCUCCUAUGAUUCCAACAUUAGUUGGAACUUGAAGUAGGUACUUUUAACCUAUGUUGCGGGACCGUUCAAAAUGUUGUUGUACCCGUGUUGGAUCUUUAAAAAAUAUAAGUACUACUUUUGGAGGA
Messenger RNA from Nicotiana tabacum (common tobacco), 1833 nucleotides. Its product is annotated as mitochondrial arginine transporter BAC2. NCBI's taxonomy places the organism in Eukaryota, Viridiplantae, Streptophyta, Magnoliopsida, Solanales, Solanaceae. The record is from RefSeq and is a predicted model, not a curated record. Gene Ontology annotation, molecular function: transmembrane transporter activity. Gene Ontology annotation, biological process: transport.